AUGCCGCCCAAGCCUCCUCGUAACGAGCGCUCACUCGUGUGUUUCGUCCAGGCCUUGGUCGGUACUACGGUGGUGAUCGAAUGUCGAGACGAUGUUGCGAUUCGCGGUCGUCUGGAGCACUGCGACGACGACAUGCACUGCACGCUGGUGGACGCCAUCCGGGUAACGCCCGAGGGUGAGAAGACCAAACUCGAGCGUGUUUUCGUCCGAGCGCGGAUGAUUCGAUACGUUCACUUCGCGCCGAGCAUCGAUCCAUCGGCGCUGAUCGAGGAGAAGCGGUUGGAGCGAUUUGAAGGGGCGAGGCACUAUGCGAAGAAGGCGGCGUUCGGACCGAGGAACGCGCCGAAGGUGGAAGGGAAAGCGCGAUAG
Ostreococcus tauri is the source of this 369-nucleotide messenger RNA. Its product is annotated as Ribonucleoprotein LSM domain,eukaryotic/archaea-type. Gene Ontology annotation, molecular function: histone pre-mRNA DCP binding; U7 snRNA binding. Gene Ontology annotation, biological process: mRNA 3'-end processing by stem-loop binding and cleavage. NCBI's taxonomy places the organism in Eukaryota, Viridiplantae, Chlorophyta, Mamiellophyceae, Mamiellales, Bathycoccaceae. Gene Ontology annotation, cellular component: cytoplasmic U snRNP body; nuclear body. The record is from RefSeq and is a predicted model, not a curated record. The transcript has a single exon. The coding region runs from base 1 to 369 and encodes 122 amino acids.